CGAGAGCACACACGGUAACAAAGUUCGCGAGAUGGGCCUAAACGGGAACUACCUGGUCAGUCUUCUACUCUGUAUUUUCGUGGUCAACGAAGUACGGCUACCACUGGUGACAUGUCAGAACGAAGACAGCGCGCAGUGUAUGCCAAAGUCAGCUUUCCUUGCCCUGUUACAUCACCCGGAAGUUAGUUCAAAUCUGGACGCCUACUAUAGUCUAAUCAUGAGAAAUUACGACAAGUCACACCUGAGAGCUUUAAUCGAGGGAAGCGACGAUCAUGAACUGUGUAUACCUAGUCACGUUUAUCUGCAACUGCUGAAGGACCCAGUGGUGCGGAGCGAUCUCAGCGCCAUUCUCAACGGCAGAUCACAGAAGCUACCCGAGAUUGUCGGACGCCUGCUCGACGACAGUGACGAGAUGGACGAGAGAGAGCCCCAGCCUGAAGCUCAGAAGAGAAGCAUCGCGAUAUUAGCUAAGAACGACGAUUUACCGAUCAGCAUCUACGAUCGUAUGGUGGAUAUUGAAAACGACGAGGAAAAGAGGGCUGUCCUGUCAAGCGAGCAGAGAGGUCAGAACGACGAGGUAUCCCGAGACUAUUUUCUACCUAGUGGUCGCUCAGAAUUGCAAGGCUUACGGGAUUUCUCAUUGGAGAAGCGAAACGUCGGAACUCUGGCUAGGGAUUUCGCUUUACCACCUGGCAGACGUAACAUUGCAUCCCUGCUUCGCGAUUACGACCCGAGCAAGGGUAACAGGGACCGUGUGACUCUUUCUGGAAAGAGGAACGUCGCGUCCCUGGCUAGGACGUAUGCUCUACCUCAAAGCGGAAAGAGAAACGUAGCAUCCGUGGCCAGAAGCAGUGGAUUGCCUUAUGGAAAACGAUACGUCGGUGCUUUGGCCAGGUCGGGAGAGUUCCCCAUCCGUGAUCAGAGAAGUGUCUCGUCUUUGGCUAGAAAUUCCGCUUGGCCUGUGACGCUGAAGAGAGGGGUCCUGCUGCCAGGCAGCGUGAUCUUGAAGGCUCUCUCGCGUCAUGGUAGGUCGUUGUCAGACGAGAUAAACGCGAGGAACGAUCUACUGGAUCUUCAGGAGCUGAGCAACCUUGAACAGGGUGACGAUUACGAGGAUGAGAAGCUGAGCGAUACAUUGGCGAAUUUUGAAUCGAAUGUCAGGAGACCUAAGAGACAGAUUGGAUUCUCCGACGAGUAUCCCCUGCCUGUGAUGCAGAAUACGAACGCUUAUGAUUAUGAGGAGAUGAUGGAUACUGUACUCAAUGGACAGUACCCGAACACUGAGAAGAGGUUCAUGGAAACAGGUUCUGCACCGGAGAUGCAGCCGGAGGUAGGCCAAUUCGGCUACCCGGAAACGUUUCAAGCGAGUAAGAGGCACAUCGGGGCCCUGGCACGUCUUGGUUGGCUUUCAUCUUUCAGGGCUUCUCGAUUUUCGCGAUCGCCUCGGUAUUUAGUUGGCAGGGAGGAUUCCGUACAUGGGACCUCGUCCGACUACACCUCCGACUCGACGACAAGGUCGCUAAGACCUAACUUUAAUCCAAGGGUACGCUACGUUCGAGCCAUGCACGGGGAUUGUCGACACGGCUUCAAAGGGUUUCCCCGUUUAUCGACUACAGAUAAUUAUUUCCACCAGAAACUUCCUAGCUCGUUGCGAUCCAAAUCGUUAUAA
This is a messenger RNA of Eufriesea mexicana, 1669 nucleotides long. It is a transcript of the gene Nplp1, whose product is annotated as Neuropeptide-like precursor 1. The coding region runs from base 32 to 1669 and encodes 545 amino acids. NCBI's taxonomy places the organism in Eukaryota, Metazoa, Arthropoda, Insecta, Hymenoptera, Apidae. The record is from RefSeq and is a predicted model, not a curated record. The transcript is spliced from 5 exons.